AUGGAACAGCCAUUUUAUGGAGAAAAUGUGAAAACAACUUCAACACCUUCUCGAACACCUAAUCUUAGUAAUUCCUGGGAAUUUGCCGGAUGGGGUGCAACUUAUUAUAUUGAUCUUCCAAUAAUUGAAUCUGAAGAUGGUCACCCUCAAACGAAAUCACUUCUUGGUCAAUGGCGUGCUACUAGUAUUUCAGGAAAUGAUCUUGUUGCAUCAGUUUUAUAUACUAUUGGACUUUGCAUAGUUGUGGCUGGUAAAUUCGCACCAAUAUCUUUAUUUAUAGUUGCAAUCAUUAUUUAUCCAUUUAAAGAUAUUUUAAGCGAAGUUGGUACAGCACUUCCUUUAAAUGGUGGAUCUUAUAAUUGUUUACUUAAUACAUCAUCCAAAUGGUUUGCUUCAGUUGCGGCAGCAGUAUCACUAUUAGAUUAUAUGUCAACAGCAGUAGUUAGCGCAGCAACAGCUACUUCAUAUAUUUCAGGAAGUCUUCAUUUAUCAAAUUUUUUAGUAUUUGUGCUUACUAUUGGAAUACUUAUAGUAUCUGCGAGUAUUGUAGCAUCCGGACUUAAAGAAUCAUCAAAUGUGGCAUUCGUAAUUUUCAUAAUUCAUUGCCUUACAUUAACUUUAUUAAUGAUUGCAAGCGUUGUACGAUGGAUUAUUCAAGGAAAUGAUAUAUUAAUAGAAAAUUGGAAAAAUCCGGGGUCAGGAAAUCCUUUGUUAGAAAUAUUUAAUGGUAUAUGUGUGGGACUUUUAGGAAUUACUGGGUUUGAAACAUCAAGUAAUUAUAUUGAAGAUCAAAAACCUGGUGUAUUUCCUAAAACCGUGAGAAAUAUGUGGGUAUUGGUUUUUAUAUUUAAUGCACCAAUUAGUUUUUUAGCUUUAACAAUAAUUCCGUUAUCAACAAUUAAAGAACAUCAAAAUGAGGCAAUUUCAACUAUAGGAAAAUAUGCAGCAGGAAAUUGGUUAGAAAUUCUUAUCGUAAUUGAUGCAGCAAUUGUAUUAAGUGGUGGAGUUUUAUCAGGAUUUGUGGGAGCUACAGGAUUAAUUCAACGAAUGGCAUCAGAUCAUAUUUUACCUCAAUUUUUAUUAAGAAAAAAUAGAUUUACUGGAACAUGUCAUUGGAUAGUAUUAAGUUUUCUCACAUUUUGUAUAACUCUUUAUGUUAUUGUGGGAGGAAAUACUACUUCUUUAGCUGGUGUAUUUGCAAUAUCAUUUUUAAGUGUAUUGUGUAUGUUUGCUAUUGGAAAUAUUCUUCUUAAAUACAAACGGGGAAGAUUAUAUCGAAAGAUAAUCAUUUUACAUAAAUCUAAAAUUGCUAAUACCGUGAUAUCUUUAAUUAAGAAACUUAAAAAGCAACCAGUUAUCUUUUUUACUAAUACCGAUGAAUUACAUAUUCUUAAUAAAGAACCUAAUUCAGAUAAUUAUGGAAUAGUUUCAGAAUAUGCCGGAAAAAAUCUUCGUCAAUACAUUGCUACUUCUGUUGCAUCUAUCAAUAAAUUAGAAAUAUUAAUUGAUAUUUCAUUAACUUUAAAUAAACUUCAUUCUUCAGGAUUGAUUCAUAAAAAUAUUCACACCAAAAAUAUAUUAAGAAAGCAAAAUUCAACUUUUAUUAUUAGUGAUUUUGGAUUAUGUUUUCAAGCUAAUAAAGAAUUAGAUUGUAAAGAAUAUUUUGGGGUGAUAAAAUUACCAAAUAUAACACCUGAUUUUUUACUUGCAAAAGAAAUAUGUUAUAGUGAUAUUCGUCCAGAAAUUUCAUUAGAAUUACCUACUCAAAUAGUUUCCCUUAUUAAAAGGUGCUGGGAUAAUAUUCCUAAUAAUAGACCAAAAUCUCAUGAAAUAUAUGAAUUAUUAUCAGAAUGGUGGAUGAAACUUUUAAAUAUGAAUGACCUCUCUUUGAAUAAAUUGUUUGAAUCUUCUCCAAUUCUUAAUAUUAUAGAUAAUUCAAAUAUUAUAUUAUCGCAUAAAUUUAAAAGUAAACGAUUGGAUUACUAUCAUUACUUAGAUAAGAUAAUAGAUCAAGAUUAUAUGGCCGUUGAUGAGUUUGAAGAGGAUCAUCCACCUUCAUUUAUGAUAUUAGAAGGAAUAGAAUUUUGA
Messenger RNA from Diversispora eburnea, 2088 nucleotides. Lineage: Eukaryota; Fungi; Glomeromycota; Glomeromycetes; Diversisporales; Diversisporaceae. The record is from the annotation of a GenBank genome assembly.